Molecule: messenger RNA, 1213 nt
Organism: Carya illinoinensis
Lineage: Eukaryota; Viridiplantae; Streptophyta; Magnoliopsida; Fagales; Juglandaceae
Exons: 10
Coding region: 112-1122 (336 amino acids)
Source: RefSeq, a predicted model, not a curated record
UAAUAACCAGCCGAGGGCCGAGAUUCCGAACCACCUAACUCGUAGGGAAACACAGAGACAUUCCAAAGAAGCCAACACUCGCACACUGAAGCAUCUCCGCAUAAGUCGGCCAUGUCCUCAAUCUCCACAACGCCAUCAGCACCCUCUUCAAGCUUCUCCUUCUUCUCCUUCCACCACCCAUCACUCCCUCCUUUCCCAACAUCAACAUCUUUUCCCAUCCCAAAUCCUAGCUCCACCGCCACACUACGCCUCACUCUCUGCCGCGCCGCCAAGUCCCAGACCGGACCGCUCAAGAAACCACCGGCCAAUAAGAAGAAGAAAAAGAGUAAGGGCGGUGGCAGAGGUUCCGAGGCUUCGAAUUUCAGAGAAGUUGAAGUCGUCCACGAUUUGGGUGGCGAUAAUGGUGAUGCUGGUGAAGAUGUCGAGGAAUAUUUGGGCUCUGAUGAGCGGUCUUUGCCGUUUCAACAGAUGCCUUUGCCGAAACCGCCAGCUGGGUUUGUGGUCGAUGAUCAUGGGAGACUUGUGAUGGCUUCGGCUCCAGCGAAGCGAAUUGCCACCAUUGUUGAUCCAAUGAAUAAUCUUCCAUUAGAGUGCGUUGUGAGGAGAGUGUUCAAAAGUUCUAAAGGGGAUGAAUGCAUGCUGCUCUGCCCAGUUGACACGCCUGUACAGAUAUUGAAGAGCACGAACAUUGAUGGGUGGUCAGCUGUCAAUGAUGAAGAAGUUGAGUCCAUUCUUCCAUCUGCUGCUUAUGCUCUUUCCAAGAUACACAUGCAUCUUGUACAUAGUGGAUUUUGUUAUACAGCACGAGGAGGGUUUUGCUACUCUGAAGAUGACAUAUUUGAUUUCCGUACAGAUGACGGACAAGAUGUGGAUGGCUUGCCAACUGAAGGUGUAGAAAUCACAUGCUUCCAUUUGGAUGGUGCGCAAUACAUGAUUUACACACCAUCUGAUCCGCUUCUUUUUGUUGCUGUAAAGAAUCACAAUGGAGUAUUGCAAAUUGUGGAUGAUGAUCUCCUGGAGGACCCUCCCAUUAUAAGUGCAAUAGACGAGGAGACUGAAUUUAAUGCGUUGGUGGAGGAAGAGGCGGCUCUUCUAGAAUCAUUGAAAUUAGGGGAAGAAUAACCCAGAUGUAUCAAGUCAUGUCAGAAGUUUUGUAGAAACAAUCUUGUGGAUGUUUUCCUUUUGUGUAAAUAUAUUACAAGUUUAGUCUGCA